Molecule: messenger RNA, 1689 nt
Organism: Vigna angularis (adzuki bean)
Lineage: Eukaryota; Viridiplantae; Streptophyta; Magnoliopsida; Fabales; Fabaceae
Product: BRAP2 RING ZnF UBP domain-containing protein 2
Exons: 12
Coding region: 56-1504 (482 amino acids)
Biological process (GO): protein ubiquitination; Ras protein signal transduction
Cellular component (GO): cytoplasm
Molecular function (GO): ubiquitin protein ligase activity; zinc ion binding
Source: RefSeq, a predicted model, not a curated record
UUGAAAGUGAGUAUUUAGUGUGGUGGGUGUGUCACGGUGCUGUUGUUGUAAAGCGAUGUGGAGUUCCACUUCAAGCAUAGCGAUUGCAGCACCCUCCUCCGACGAGGAUCCCAGCCAGUCCUCUUCGUCUUCCUUCUCCACUUCUCUCUUCAACUUCUCUUCUGGAAAUCCUACAAUCGAAGAGACCCGUGGCCUCAUGCAUCUAUUCCCCGACGACGUUCCUGCUACUCUUCCGGUUGGACGCAAGCCUCUUGUUUGCGUUGUCGGCGUCCCCAAUCACAUGACCUAUGCGGAUUUCUGUCAGUUCUGUGGUUCCUUCAUUCAGCACAUGCUAGAGAUGCGUAUUGUUAGGAUGGACGGUAUGGAGGAUCAGUACAGUGUCUUGAUUCGCUUUGACCACCAAGACUCCACCGACAGCUUCUUCAAGCACUACAAUGGCCGCCGAUUCUCCUCUCUUGAGGUCGAGGUUUGCCGAGUUCUUUUCACGUUAGACGUGCAGUACACUGGUUCCAUUGAACAUGCGCAACCCUCAAAUGCCAGCUCAACUGAACAGCCAACUUGUCCUGUUUGUCUUGAGCGAUUAGAUCAAGACACCAGUGGAAUUCUUACAACUAUAUGCAACCAUUCUUUCCAUUGUUCUUGUAUUUCAAAAUGGGCCGAUUCUUCUUGUCCUGUAUGCCGCUAUUGCCAGCAGCAAGCUGAAAAAUCGAUUUGUUUUGUCUGUCAAACCACUGAGAACCUGUGGAUAUGCGUUAUAUGUGGACAUGUUGGCUGCGGAAGAUACAAGGGAGGGCAUGCUAUAAUACACUGGAAAGAGACGCAGCAUUGCUAUUCCCUAGAAGUGGAAACCAAACGUGUGUGGGAUUAUGUGGGAGACAACUAUGUGCACAGACUUAUUCAGUCCAAAACUGAUGGGAAAUUGGUUGAGCUGAACGCUCACUGUGCACACGCAGAUAAUGGAUGUGGAAGUUGCAGCUGUGAAGACAAUGCCAUGAGUGAGGCUAUACUUAAUAGUAAAGUCGAAGCUAUUGUCAACGAGUACAAUGAAUUGCUUGCUACUCAACUUGAAAACCAAAAAAUUUAUUUUGAAUCCUUAUUAGAAGAAGUAAAAGAAGAAUCUGAAAGAAAAAUUUCCAAAGCUGUUCAGAAGGCUGUCAAUCUUAAACAACAGAAGAUUCAGUCCAAGAUUGACAGAUGUAAGAAAGAGAAGAAAUUUCUGGAUGAUCUUAAUGAGAAUCUUGUGAAAAAUGAGGACAUUUGGAAAGCAAAGAUAGUUGAGAUUGAAGAGAGGGAGAGAAAAGCUACUAGAAUGAUGGAGGAUAGAGUAGCGGAGCUGGAAAAGCAGCUUGGAGAUCUCAUGGUUUGUCUUGAGGGGGGGAAGAUGGUAGAAGAGCUACCCGUUUCAGAUGAUGAGAUUAAAGAAGGGACUGUAUUUCAAAAAUCAAAGGAUUCAUCCUCAAUUAGUGCUUCUCAGCAGCAGGAAGGAGAAUACACGCAUGCAUAACAGGAGAAUGAGUUAUUUCAUUGUUCCGACCACCCAUAUCCUGUUUAUAUUUUCACAAAUUUAUAGAAAUUACACUUGUGCGUUUAUCCUCGGUUAACAUGUUUUCACUCCGUUUUUUUUCCUGUAUGAAACACGUGUAUGUAUCUGUUUAGACUUGUAAAUAUUGAGAUUUCCAACUAGUCAAA